Messenger RNA from Vigna angularis (adzuki bean), 993 nucleotides. Its product is annotated as vegetative cell wall protein gp1. NCBI's taxonomy places the organism in Eukaryota, Viridiplantae, Streptophyta, Magnoliopsida, Fabales, Fabaceae. The transcript has a single exon. The record is from RefSeq and is a predicted model, not a curated record. Bases 274 to 777 code for a protein of 167 amino acids.
AACAGUAAAAUACUGCACUUUCCACUCUUCUUUCUUCACUCCACGUGUCUUUCAUCGCCGCGCCGAUGAGAUUUCUUCCAAAUAUACGCCGUUCGAUCUGCUGGAAUCGCGAGGGAUUACCCCUUAUAAACCCCAACUCAUCAUUUUCUGUCCGCACACUUUUCCAGAUCUAGCACUGAAUUUCUCCGUUCCGUUCAAAACAGUUCAUCCUUUUCUCACACACUUUCAAUAUCAGAUCCAACAUUCUUCAAUCCAAACUCAAUUCCUCCUUCAAUGGCUAAUCCUUCACCCGCAGCGUUCUCCGCUCUUCUUCUCCUUCUUUCUUUUUUAGUCAACAUCGCUUCCGCCGGCGAAUCGCCGGCACCGGCUCCGCCUCCGGAAUUUUCUCCCUCUUCUCCUCCUCGACAUUCUCCUUCUCCUCAUGUUGCUCCUCCUUCCCACAAUUCCCCUUCCGAGCCGCCUCAAUCUCCGUCUCCCGCGCCUUCUCAUCACGAUUCGCCGCCCGUUCCCCCGCCUCAGGAAAAUCCAUCUCCUUCGCCGGCUUCAUCACCGUAUCCGGACGCUGCAGAUGACGGCGGAGUCAACCAUGCCGAUUUGGCUGGCCACAAUGGUAAAUCGUCCUCAGAAGGAAUGAGUUCCGGGAAGAAAGCGGGAAUAGCGCUGGGAGUGAUUGUCGGUGCUGGCGUGGUGGUGUUGGGCGCGGUAGUGUACAAGAAGCGCCGCCAGAACAUGCAACGGUCCCAGUAUGGAUAUGCUGCGAGGAGAGAACUUCUUUAGGUUGACCAUUCGGUAUUAUUCACCAUACUGUUCUAGGUUUUUUUUAAUUCCAAUUCUAUUACAUAGUAUUCAUAACAUCUGAAUGAUUUGAAUUUAAAUUUCAUUUACAAAUCAGAAAUUUGUUUUGUUGCUAGCAAGUAGUCAAAUGUAGAUCCAUGUAUUGAAUUUUGAGGACUCUUUCUUAGUCAAUUCCACAGGAAUCCCUACCAUUGUUUA